Mesorhabditis spiculigera is the source of this 1176-nucleotide messenger RNA. NCBI's taxonomy places the organism in Eukaryota, Metazoa, Nematoda, Chromadorea, Rhabditida, Rhabditidae. The record is from the annotation of a GenBank genome assembly.
AUGGUCCAUUCGAAGAGCAACGAGUACAAGAAGGCCAGCCUUCACACGCGCACGCGGUCAGCGUAUGGGGAGGCGCAAACGCAGGAGGACAAAAAGAGCAUUACGACGGGGAAGCCGCUGACGGCGCCGCAUACACCGGUCAGCGGAAGGAGGGGAAUAUCCCCGGCACCCAAGGAUAUGAAGGAGCUGAAGGAGCAGAAGGAGCAGAAGGACACGAAGGAGGAUGGGGCAAAGUCAAAGAUCGAGGGAAAGCAGAAGCAGGGGCAGCAGAAGUUGGGCGUGAUGAAGAGGGGCGUGCUGUUGAUCGAUCGAUUCGACAUCCGGGAGAUGAUCUCGUUCGGCGGGUCGGCCGAGGUCUACAAGGCCUACGACCGGUCGACGAAAAAGGAGGUGUGCGUGAAGGUGGACAUCAAGGACAAGGCGAGGCUGAAGCUCGAGAUACAGGCACUCGCUGAGUUGAGGGGCACGCCGUUCGUUCCCGAGAUCCUGGCCUACGGUGAGCACACGGAUCGUGGCUUCAUCGUGAUGCGGCUGACCGGGAAGAGCCUGAUGGAGCUGAGGAACGCGCGGAAGUCGAGGCAUUUCACCCAGGAAACCCUGUUUAGGGUCGGGAAGAAGAUCGUCUCGGCCCUAGAGGCAGUCCACCAGGCCGGCUGGGUGCACCGCGACGUCAAGCCGGCCAAUUGCUGCAUCGGGCGACUCGACUCGUCCCGCAUCUACCUCCUUGAUUUUGGCAUUUCCCGGCAGUGCAAGACGACGCACGGCGAGAUGAAGAAGCCCCGGAAAAUGGCCCAAUUCCGCGGCACGUUCAAAUACGCCUCAAUCGACGCGCAUCUGAAGAAGGAGCAGGGCCCGUCGUCGGAUCUGCAGUCCCUCAUCUACUCUAUGGUGGAAAUGGGCACCGGAACGUUGCCGUGGACGGCCAAACUGCACGGGGAUGAGGGCAGGGCGGCGAAGGCGCAGCAGGACAUCGACAUUCUCAAGAUGAAGCGCGACCAGACGGCCCCCAAACUCUGCGCCUCGUUCCCGCAGCCAUUCCAGGCGCUUGCCAAGUACAUCCUCGGGCUCAACUACCACUCGGCGCCCGACUACAAGAAGAUUCAGUCGCUGCUCGACGAUUCGCUGCCCCCGGGCCUGACCCUCGAUGAUUGGUACGACUGGGAGCUGAGCGGCGAA